Molecule: messenger RNA, 2850 nt
Organism: Dama dama (fallow deer)
Lineage: Eukaryota; Metazoa; Chordata; Mammalia; Artiodactyla; Cervidae
Product: antigen-presenting glycoprotein CD1d-like
Exons: 5
Coding region: 108-1373 (421 amino acids)
Biological process (GO): immune response; positive regulation of T cell mediated cytotoxicity; antigen processing and presentation, exogenous lipid antigen via MHC class Ib
Cellular component (GO): external side of plasma membrane
Molecular function (GO): exogenous lipid antigen binding; endogenous lipid antigen binding; lipopeptide binding
Source: RefSeq, a predicted model, not a curated record
GAGGGGGUGGGGACGGAGAUUCGAGGUCCCAGAGCAGAGCUAGGACGCGGGGUGCUUGCUGUCUCUGUUCUUCUGGGGGCUUCCCCAGAUUUGGGGGAGUUUUGAGGAUGAGUGGAUCCGGGGCUCCCGGGCAGAGGGCGGCGAGAGGGAGCCGAGCGGGGAAAGCGGCCGACGCUCGCGGCGGGCGGGCGCAGACUGAUACACCUCGGGAAGCCGAAGCCGGAAGCUUGACCCACCAGCCGGAGAACAUGCUACUCCCUGCCUCCAGCUGCUUGGCCCCUGGAGACCGAGCUCGAUUCAGAGCCAGCAGACAUCACCCUUUCUUCCCAAACCUGGCUGUUUGUUUGUUUCUGUUGCUCUUCCUUCUCCCUUCUGUGCUCUCCCUCCCGGGCCCCCGGUUCCUCCGAUCUGUAUUGUCUCCAGAGCCGCAAACGUCUUACUCCUUCCGUGGCCUCCAGAUCUCCUCCUUUGCCAACCGCAGCUGGACGCGCACGGACGGCCUCGGGUGGCUGGGGGAGCUGCAGCUCUAUACUUGGCGCAAUGAGUCGGACACCGUCGGCCUCCUGAAGCCUUGGUCUCAGGGCACAUUCAGCGAGCAGCAGUGGGAGCAGCUGCAGCAUACGUUUCAGGUUUAUCGCAGCAGCUUCACCAGGGACGUCUGGGAAUUCGUCAAAAUGCUGCCCAGCGACUAUCCUCUUGAGAUCCAGAUAUCUGGAGGAUGUGAGUUACUCCCGUCGAACACCUCCGAAAGCUUCUUACGUGCAGCAUUUCAAGGAAAGGAUGUCCUGAAUUUCCAAGGAAUGUCUUGGGUGCCAGCCCCAGUUUCCCCCUCUUGGAUCCAGAUGAUCUGCAAUGUGCUCAAUCGGGACCAAGGGACCAAGGAAACAGCGUACUGGCUCCUCCAUGACGUGUGCCCAGAAUUGGUCAGAGGCCUCUUGCAGAUGGGGAAGUCCGAGCUGGAGAAGCAAGUGAAGCCAGAGGCCUGGCUGUCCAGUGGCCCCCCACCCCGGCCUGGCCACCUGCGGCUGGUCUGCCACGUCUCAGGAUUCUACCCAAAACCCGUGCGGGUGAUGUGGGUGAGGGGCGAGCAGGAGGAGCCUGGCACUCAGCAAGGAGACGUCAUGCCCAACGCUGACUCGACUUGGUAUCUGCGAGUAACCCUGGAUGUGGAGGCUGCGGAGGCAGCUGGCCUGAGCUGCCGAGUGAAGCACAGCAGCCUGGGAGACCAGGACAUCAUCCUGAACUGGGAUGGGAACCGUGUCUCCAGGGGCUUGAUUGUCGUCCUGGUAAUACUGGUGGUGUUCGUCCUUCUGGUUGUUGGAGGCUUGGUCUUCUGGUUUAGGAAGCACCGUCGCUAUCAAGAUAUCUCGUGACUCUCCUCACCACACCUGUCUGGACUUCAGGAUCUCAGAGCUUUAGCCCUCAUAAUUUGAAGGUGAAAGUGAGCUACCUUGAAGAAGCCAAGAACAGGCAGCUCUUGUCACACACUUUGAACAUUUUAUCUAAGAGGAUUUAAGUUUGUUUGUUUUUCUUUUAGUAUACUACAAGUGUAUAUGUCCAAGUAGUUCUGUAAAAAACAGAAGUGCACACUCAAAUACCUCUCAGGGACAAGCAGAUAAAGGCUGCAGUGUAACUGUGUGUGGUCAUUAUUUGAAUGCUGGAUAUGCAGUCAACUGGAAGAUGCUUUUUGUGUUUCAAGGAAGCAAGUCCAACUGUUCCUUGUGACGUAUAAAAUAAGACCCUGGCUUGGCUGUAACUCAGAUUUUUUCAAGGAAAAUGGAAGUCUAGCAUUAUAUGUGAACAAGUCUAUAUUAAUGUGUUGACAGAAACCUUUACAAUAUUUGGGGUGUUGUUCAGUUGCUCAGUCGUGUCUGACUCUUUGUGACCCCAUUGGUUCAGUUUAGUUGCUCAGCAUACCAGACUUCCCUGUCCUUCUCCAUCUUCUGGAGCUUACUCAAACUCAUGUCCAUUGAGUCAGUGAUGCCAUCCAACCAUCUCCUGCUCUGUCGUCCCCUUCUCUCACCUUCAAUCUUUCCUCCCAUCAGGGUUUUUUCUAAUGAGUCAGCCAAAUAUUGGAGCUUCAGCUUCAGCAUCAGUUCUUCCAAUGAAUAUUUUGAGUUGAUUUCCCUUAGGAUUGACUGGUUUGAUCUCUUUGCAGUCCAAGGGAUUCUCAAGAAUCUUCUCCAACACCACAGUUCAAAAACUUCGGCACUUAACCCUUCUUUAUGGUCCAAUUCUCACAUCCAUACAUGACUACUGGAAAAGCCAUAGUUUUGACUAGACGGACCUCUGCUGGCCUAGUACCAUCUUUACUUUUUAAUAUGCUGUCUAGGUUUGUCAUAGCUUUCCUUCCAAAGAGCAAGCAUCUUGAUUUCAUGGCUGCAGUCACCACCUGCAGUGAUUUUGUGUGGUAACCAUGUUUUACUGAUUUCUUAGAAGUAUCUCCUGGAAUUUAAUACUGAUUCUCUCUUCCUUGCUUGCUUUCCCCCACCCUUAAUUUAGAUGUUCUGACUGACAUGUCAGCAUUAGCUAGAUGCUGUUCUGUGCACAGAACAAACCCCCUUUUCUUCAAAGACCUUUCCUACGACUCUUAUAUGAUUACCUCCAGACCUCCAGGAGGAAGCCUCCUUGAUCCGUGAAUUCUAGUCUCUGUCUUGCUUUCCUGCUCAUACUUAAAGAUUACAAGAUAAGUUACCAAUAAUAGAUGUGCUCAGCACGUUCUUGGGGAAUUGCUUGUCUGAACACUCUCCCUGUGCUGUCUGUCAUAAUACUGUGUGUUUGUGAGUAUUAUUCAGUGCAAAACCACCACAAUUUUGGAGCCCAAGAGAAUAAAGUCUGUUGCUGUUUCCA